Molecule: messenger RNA, 1145 nt
Organism: Rhopalosiphum maidis (corn leaf aphid)
Lineage: Eukaryota; Metazoa; Arthropoda; Insecta; Hemiptera; Aphididae
Product: MORN repeat-containing protein 5
Exons: 7
Coding region: 1-876 (291 amino acids)
Source: RefSeq, a predicted model, not a curated record
AUGUCCUGCAAGAAAAAACAAUUGAUAAAAAAGAUAAAAGUUAAGUGUAAACCUCAGUUACAUCCUUACGACCAAUGGUUUCCAGUCGGAACAGGAAAUUAUUAUAAAGGCAAAUGGAAUCAUAGAACGAUGUCUGGAGAUGGCAUUUACGUUAUGCAAAAUGGAACUGUUUAUGAGGGCAAUUUCGACGACGGAUUGUUUCACGGAGAUGGAUCUAUGUACUAUCCAUCAGGAUCCCGAAUUGAAGGAGUUUGGGAAAAGGGCAAAUGCGUACAACAAAAUUAUAUAUUCAGCGAUGGUCUCAGAUUUCAGAAAAAUAAUUGGCAGUACUGUAAGGUGCCUGACAGAAGAUUUGCCGUUGAACAUGUCAAUGGUUUUGAACCAGCUGCUAGGAGUAAGGUUACCAAUCGACAGUCCACGAUCGUUGUGCCAAACGGAGCAUAUGACGCAGGUGAUGGAUUUUACUGGCUGCAUACGAACACUGUACACGAUUACUGGACAAAUGAGUUAAUUAGGGUUCCAACAGCAGAAUCCAGUAAUUGGAUUAUUGAAAACUGCCAUCAAGGUGGCAAAAGAGUGGUAGGUUUUCAAACAGAAUUUUACAAAAAUUGGUAUGAUACAACAGAAAAAAAUGAAGGAGAAUCUACAGCUACAGAUAGCAUAUCUUCCGAACAAUUCAAUAACGAUAACCGAUCAAUUAUGGCAGAAAUCAAAUCAAUUCCUUGGUUCGAUUUAUCUCUACGAAGCAUUAUAAAGUCCGUACAAGGAUCAUUUCCGUUGGAUCAAUUUUCGUCGUCAUCAACGGAGAGUUUUCAACUAAGCCGUUGCCAAAGGACCUUAGGAUUGAUUGACAAAGUGGCAACAAAUUACAAUUAACGUAUUGAUAAUUUCAGGAUCACUACCAACGAUGAUGCAUACAAAUAAAAAUAACAAAUACAAUAUUGAAGAGGUCAAACGUAUUAAAUGUCUAUGGAACCCGCAGAUUUGUUAUCCAUAUGAGUGCAAAGUUUAUCUUCCGUCAAGUUAUAAUAUGGACAUGGGUUUUCCGUUUACACAAUCUACAUGAAUAGAUACGAAAACAACAACCUUUAAUUUAAUUUACACGAAACCGGUUUCGUACCACAGUCGCGUAAAUUAUCAGUUAC